CUUGCCCGUUCGGUGUCUUUCCUCUGCCACCUCGCUGAUCCCAAGCCCACUCCUUCCCGGGACAAUAUAAGGACCCCCCAUCCUCCUCUCUCCCCAUGCCAUCAGCCCAAUCUAACCCAUGCCAUCAGCCCUUGAACCCAAACCCUCCUCCUCUCUCCCCAUUGUGGAUCAAUAUUGGAUGGUUGGUGCUGUUCCUAUGGGACCUGAAGAAAAGAAGCACAAGAAGUACUGCCCUCUGAGGAGGUCCAGGAAAGGCUGUAUGAAAGGCAAGGGCGGGCCUGAGAACCAGGCCUGCGCCUUCAGAGGCGUCAGGCAGCGGACCUGGGGGAAGUGGGUCGCCGAGAUCCGCGAGCCCAACCGUGGGGCCCGCCUCUGGCUUGGGACCUUCAACACCUCCCUCGAGGCCGCCCAGGCCUAUGAUGCCGCCGCCCGCGGCCUCUACGGCGACUGCGCGCGGCUCAACUUGCCUAACUCGUCCUCAGUGGGAUCGGCAUCGGUCAAGUCGGAGAUCUCGUGCUCUCCGAGCGCGUCAGCCCGCACGAAUACCAGCGAAUCGAGGGUGAGCUUCCCCGAUAGCAGUAUAGAGUCACCUACCUAUUUCUAUGGCGGCGGCGGCGGCGGCGGCCUUGAUGAUUUAGAUGAUUAUGUCACGAGGUUACCGAAGGCUGAGGAUUUUGGGUUGGAGGCCUUCCAGGAUGUGCCGAUGUUCGACGAUGUCGGAUACUCGAGUCUAGUAUUUGAUGAAGAGCUGAUGGGCUUUGAUGCCUUGCAGUCGUCUUGGUGUCCGUUAGCAGAUUGAUGGAUGGUAGAUAGUGUGUUUGUGCGUGUGCAUCUGUGAACCUUUGUGGAUUUGCGUGUGCGUGUGCGUGUGCGUGUGCGCGUGUGUAUAUAUAUAUAUAGCCUGUAGAAUGAUGCAAUUAAGCGUGUUUGUGUUGUAUAGGGUCACCAGCAUCCCCUCUUUUAUCCGGUGAUGCGCUUCGGUGCUAUUUCGUGUAAUGGAUAUAUGGAUGGAUGUGGAUGGAUACAGUCUAUUUCUUUUUUAAAUAAUAUAUUCCUCUUUCAUGAGCUUUGUU
Molecule: messenger RNA, 1073 nt
Organism: Elaeis guineensis (African oil palm)
Lineage: Eukaryota; Viridiplantae; Streptophyta; Magnoliopsida; Arecales; Arecaceae
Product: dehydration-responsive element-binding protein 2C
Biological process (GO): response to stress; positive regulation of DNA-templated transcription
Cellular component (GO): nucleus
Molecular function (GO): transcription cis-regulatory region binding; DNA-binding transcription factor activity
Source: RefSeq, a predicted model, not a curated record